This is a messenger RNA of Psilocybe cubensis, 525 nucleotides long. RefSeq lists its product as uncharacterized. Bases 1 to 525 code for a protein of 174 amino acids. The record is from RefSeq and is a predicted model, not a curated record. The transcript is spliced from 2 exons. NCBI's taxonomy places the organism in Eukaryota, Fungi, Basidiomycota, Agaricomycetes, Agaricales, Agrocybaceae.
AUGAAAAAUAUCCCCACAUCGAAUCCCUUCCCCACUCCCAUAAAAAUAUACUACCCAUCCAUUGCCCCCCCAUUCCCUAAAUCGCCCCUACCCCCUACUACCGUUCCCCAGUCAAGCCUGCCGGGUAGGGCAGGACUUGGCUGGCAAGGGAGCUCGAGCGGUAAUGGCCAGGCCUCUCGCGUUGCAAAAAAAUACAAUAUAUGCAAAACAUUCCCACAUCCUCCUCCUACUCGAUCGUUGAACCCUUCUCCAAGUGAGAAGCAGGUAUACAACAUCGAGUCCCUCUCCCUUCCCCCCCAAAAAUAUACUACCCAUCCAUUGUCCCCCAUUCCCCAAAUCGCCCCUACCUCUACUACCGUUCCCCAGUCAAGCCUGCCGGGUAGGGCAGGACUUGGCUGGCAAGGGAGCUCGAGCGGUAAUGGUCAGGCCUCUCGUGUUGCAAAGCGCGAUCGAUGGCCGGCUCUGUUGUUCUCGCAAGAGAGCGACAAAGGGGUCUCCGACGGAGACCCACCCAUCGCUGGAUAA